AUGUCACGUUAUUUAAAAUUAUUAAAAUUCUUACCGGGUGCAUUGGUCCAUGGCAGUCGGACCACAAAAAAACGCGAGUUCUCGUUCAGUAGUUCGUAUUUGCAGAAAAGUCCAGAACGGAAAGCGCCCCAUUCGAAGAAGCUAGAAUUGCAGACCGAACAAGUGAAAGCAACUGACCGUGAUUUGGUUGAGUUCCUGACAAGAGAAAUCCUUGAGGAACGUCGCAUUCAGGGUCAGACAGAGCCGCCUAUUAGCGUCAAUGACUUUAGCAUCCUGUAUCGCGGAUCUGAGGUUGAGUUGACCAAGGAGUUGAAUAACGAGUGCAUUACGGUUUUCUUUAAUGUCAGCAAGAGUGUGCAGCGAAACGGCGAUGACGAAAAAGCUCCCUUGCGCAGUAAACCAAAAUUUGAGGUCCUCAUCAGACAUGGACAGACUUUGCUAUCCAUUUAUUGCAAGUUCCAGUCGACGGCAUUCGAAAGUUCUGAAGACAUGGCAUCCCACUAUCCCUAUACGGUUCCAAUAACCAAGCAGCAAGCGGUCGACAUAGCGUCGAAGGUAUACCAAAUACACGAGGUCUCCUUGUUUGAGCACGCUUGGAAUGAGCGAGCCUAUACUAUUGAAGCGUCCAUGAUCGAUAUGUCUUUGUACCAGCUGCUUAUGGAAAUGUUGGUGGAGAAGGGCAUCGAUAAGAAGUUUGCCAUCAAAAUUUCCGAUUUGGCUACAUUGCAUGAACAUAACUCGUACAUUGGGUUUCUGGAAAACUUGUCUAAGUUUGCCGUUGGCUUGCCACAGCCGAUCAAGAUAGAGGAGUAG
Scaptodrosophila lebanonensis is the source of this 813-nucleotide messenger RNA. RefSeq names its product complement component 1 Q subcomponent-binding protein, mitochondrial-like. Gene Ontology annotation, cellular component: mitochondrial matrix. The record is from RefSeq and is a predicted model, not a curated record. Lineage: Eukaryota; Metazoa; Arthropoda; Insecta; Diptera; Drosophilidae. The transcript has a single exon. Gene Ontology annotation, biological process: cytosolic ribosome assembly. Bases 1 to 813 code for a protein of 270 amino acids.